Messenger RNA from Pestalotiopsis fici W106-1, 720 nucleotides. RefSeq lists its product as uncharacterized. The record is from RefSeq and is a predicted model, not a curated record. The transcript is spliced from 2 exons. Lineage: Eukaryota; Fungi; Ascomycota; Sordariomycetes; Amphisphaeriales; Sporocadaceae. The coding region runs from base 1 to 720 and encodes 239 amino acids.
AUGGAUGACGCGCGCAAACAGGAAAUUUUCCAACUGUUUAAAGAGUGUACAAAUGAACCUCUGAAGAACUACUCCAAGGAGGAAACGUUUCUUCAUUAUGUACGCCUGUGUGUAACCAAGUGUGCCAGUUCUGGCAACCCAGACUACGGUCUGCGGUUCAUGUUCAGCAGAAUCUACCAGACACUGCUGAAAACUAUGUAUGGGUUGUCCCUUCCGAAUCCCUCGGACGUGGUGGAUAGGACCGAACCGGUCGAUGAAGCUGACCGCGCAAAUCUCAAAGUUUUGCGGGAGUACUUCGACACGCGCCGGCCUUCCAACAUGGAUGAGUGCUUUCAAAUUUUGUUUACCAAUGGACGCUGUAUCGAUCAGCUGCCAGUCAAUCCGUUUGCGGCCCGCCCACCGUCGAAUCCGUUUGCUUCGAGCAGCGGUGUAGGCCGGGCCCAGCCACAUGAGCAGCCCGCAAUCGACUCGUCUGCUCCUAUUGCUGUGGCCAACCCACCACCGAACGCGUUUGCGGGUGACAGCAGGGUAAGGCAGACACAGUGUUUGUCUACAGUAGCUCGUCUGGAAGCCGAACGUCCAUUGGUAAAUGACGUGAGAAAUUGGCAGGCCAACUUCCGAAACUUGCUGCGAGAUGGAGAUGGGAGGGCCGGCGAGAAAAUAUUUGUUCUGGCUUCGGACCCCCAACUCAACGCAUCUGCCGAGCCUCGAAGCGAUUGA